UUGCUGCUAAUGGCAGCCAUGCGGGGUGCGCUGAUCGUGCUGGAAGGGGUAGACCGGGUGGGUAAGAGCACCCAAUGCCAGCGGUUACAUGAGGCCUUGCGGCAACAAGGGCGGCCCGUUGAGCUGAUGCGCUUCCCGGACAGAAGAACUGAAAUUGGGAAACUGAUUAGCUUGUACCUGGAGAAGAAACAGGACCUGAAUGAUAACGCUGUGCACUUGCUCUUUGCGGCUAACAGAUGGGAACAUGUGCCAGUGAUCCAAGAGAGUUUGCAGAAAGGGAUCACUGUCAUUGUGGAUAGAUAUGCAUUUUCUGGAGUUGCAUUCACAAGUGCAAAAUCAGGUUUCACCUUGGACUGGUGCAAACAAGCAGAUGUUGGGAUUCCAAAACCAGAUGUGAUCCUGUUCCUGCACCUUGAUCCCUCGGCUGCAAUGAAGCGAGGAGGUUUUGGUAUUGAACGCUAUGAAAACUGUUCAUUUCAGGAGCAGGUGUAUCAGCGUUUUAGAGAACUGAUAAAAGAUGAGAGCCUAAACUGGAAGGUGUUAGAUGCUUCUCGAAGUAUUGAAGUCUUGCAUCAGGAGAUAAUGUCCAACGUGGAGAAAACCAUCGAGAAAGCAGCAGAGGAGCCAAUUGCAGAGCUCUGGAAAUGAGGUUGUUUCUGCAGGGACUGUGAGCCAUUUGGAUCAUGGAGAGCUUGCUGUUAGAAGAUUGCCAACCUUUUCACCUUCAAAGUGUUCAAUGCUAGUUUGUAGCCAUUUCCCUGCGCAUUCUUCUGCCUUGUUAUUGUGGAAGGAUUUGAUCCAAAGCUUGGCUAUUUUGUUUAAAACUAAUUAUUUAAAUGCAACAAUCCUAUGCACCUUUUAAAAAAUGAAAAUCACCAUAAUACAAUCUAUUAGAAACUUUUGACAGGUCACAAUUUUUUGACUUUCUUUUCCACACUAUAUUCUUCCUACUUAUGGCUGCAGUGUAAGUUCAUUAUGCUACUUCAGUUUCACCCAUAUAAUGUGACACCAUUGAUUCGGAUGAUUAAACAGCUCUCUUCGCCAUCAAUUAAUUAUUCUCCGUACACAAUUUAUUUACUUAUUGCCUGGGAUAUACUGUGUACAAAGAAUUACAGGAACAGGAGAGCUGUUUAAUCAUCCGAAUCUAUGCUUCCUCAUCGAAGUAUUUCAUAAUUGAAUUAUUCAAAUUUAGUUUGCCUACACAACUAGUGAUGCCACAACUUAUUACAAAACCUACUGCUGGAGGAUAUUAAUAGGUCAGGCACCACCCAUGAGGCAGAAAGAUGAUGGACAUUUUUUGUCAAGACCCUGCUUGAUUCACUCAGCUAAUUUUUUGUUCCAGAUGACAGUAUCUUUUAAUUUCUUGCAUCUCUACUGUUUGGGUAUUCUAGCUAAACUAUUUAAGACCCCAGGAGAUUGCUUGGGGUAAGGUGAGCAGUAUUGUUGAUGCCUGCUGGUGUUAGACCAAUGUGACCACUGAUAUUCAUAUGCCGAAUUGCCAAAUAUUGUUACAUGUUCUUUAUCACAGUUGAACGUACCGUGAUAGUGAUCCAGUAUUGUGGAAAGGGAGCAAGAAUUGACAACAAUUCACUCGAUCCUGCUGGAACACUUGCUCAGUGUGACACCACCUACUGUAUUUCCUUCCUCAGAGUUUACGACUUAAGUCCAUAUGGGCCAGGGAACGAAGGGAUGUGCAAGGUUGUGUUCAGUAUUUAGGAGGAGGAAGACCUUAAUUUGUGUCUUUAGACAAUGACUCAACAAUAUAAACUCCUUGAUUUUACACUGAAAUAUUUUGCUUCUAACCAUGGGAUUAGAAGACUAGCUGCCGUGUGCAGUAUUCAUAAGUGCCAACUGUUGUUUUGAACUUUAUGUUUGAAAUUAAGUUUGUGAUUUGCAGAAAGAGCCAAACUACAACUGCAAGAAGGAGUGCAUGAAUCAGAUUGAACUUUUCAUGAGAUGGGGGCAAGGACUAAAGCAGCCCAGUCUCAAGGAUCCAGCAGACCUGGACCUCACUGACAAGAUUUAUUAUUAUCUGACUGUUGAAUCCAGCUCAUUCAGGCAUAUUUACUGUGGGUUGUCACCUGUGCAGGUGUCACUGUAGUGCAGCUAGUAGAGCCAAUGCCUCGAGUCACCAGCAAACUUAGUUCAAUCCCAAACUCUAGUGCCAUCUGUGUGGAUUUAGAUGUUCUCCCUGUGAGCACGUGGCUUUCCCCUUGGUGCUUUGGUUUCCUUACAAGCCCUAUCAUUGUAAAUUGUCACUAGUAUGUAGAAGUAAUUGAAUCUGGGAGUUGUUAAUGGGAAUGUGAGAAGAAUGAAAUGGGAUUAAUGUGUAUUCAGUGUAAAUGGGUGGUGGGUACAGGUGUGGAUGGUGAGCUGGAGGGUAAGGUUCUGUGCAGUAUCGUUCUGACCAGUUGGUGAUGGCUAUCAGUUUUCCAUGCAAAUAAAUCUCAACUUGUUACAGAAUUACAAUGUUUAACUUUUUAUUCAAAAUGUAGAUGUAGCAAGGAUCCAGACCACGGUAUUAAUAAAUGAAACAUCAAUGGUCAA
Messenger RNA from Amblyraja radiata (thorny skate), 2547 nucleotides. It is a transcript of the gene dtymk, whose product is annotated as deoxythymidylate kinase (thymidylate kinase). Gene Ontology annotation, molecular function: ATP binding; nucleoside diphosphate kinase activity; dTMP kinase activity. The coding region runs from base 10 to 648 and encodes 212 amino acids. The transcript has 5 exons. Gene Ontology annotation, biological process: dTTP biosynthetic process; dUDP biosynthetic process; dTDP biosynthetic process. The record is from RefSeq and is a predicted model, not a curated record. Gene Ontology annotation, cellular component: mitochondrion; cytosol; nucleus. Lineage: Eukaryota; Metazoa; Chordata; Chondrichthyes; Rajiformes; Rajidae.